GGAAGCAAGGGGGAUAUACGACUCCGGGCGGCGUGCGCCGGGCCGGGGGAUCCUGGAGAUCUCUUUGGCCAUGAUUUCUUCCGACCUCCUGGACAAAUAAAUCGGCGGCGAGAACCACAGGCCGCUGUGAGCGAGCGGAGCUGCUUUUCAGACUGUGAUAUUAUCAGAGGUGAUAUCUAAUGGCAGGGAUUCUGCGCUUAGUGAGUCAGAGCCCUACAGGUAGAGUACAGAAUGUGACAAAAGGUCUGGAAUCUUUUACCUCAGCUGAUUGGAUUCGGCAUAAAUUUACCAGAUCAAGGAUUCCAGAUAAAGUAUUUCAGCCUUCACCUGAGGCUCAUGAAAAAUAUGGUGGGGACCCUGAACACCCUCAUAAGUUACACAUUGUCACCAGAAUUAAAAGUGUGCAAAGAAGACCAUAUUGGGAAAAGAAAAUCAUAAAACUUCUUGGAUUGGAAAAAGCACAUACUCCUCAAGUGCAUAAGAAUAUCCCUUCAGUGAAUGCAAAGCUUAAAGUGGUUAAGCAUCUGAUAAGAAUACAACCAUUAAAAUUACCACAAGGACUUCCAGCAGAAGAACAGAUGUCAGAAACUUGCCUCAAGACCACAGGUGAACUAGUAAUAAAGUGGCAUCUAAAACCAAUUGGACAAAAGGCCAUUAAAGCAUAAUUGCUUUCUCACUUUCCUUAAGCAUUCUUCAGGCAUUUUUAUUAAAAAUGUGUUUUAAAUACCAA
Molecule: messenger RNA, 730 nt
Organism: Dromiciops gliroides (monito del monte)
Lineage: Eukaryota; Metazoa; Chordata; Mammalia; Microbiotheria; Microbiotheriidae
Gene: MRPL30
Product: mitochondrial ribosomal protein L30
Exons: 6
Coding region: 180-665 (161 amino acids)
Biological process (GO): translation
Cellular component (GO): mitochondrion; large ribosomal subunit
Molecular function (GO): structural constituent of ribosome
Source: RefSeq, a predicted model, not a curated record